Apis laboriosa (Himalayan honeybee) is the source of this 3612-nucleotide messenger RNA. RefSeq names its product homeobox protein dve-1 (gene dve). Gene Ontology annotation, molecular function: RNA polymerase II cis-regulatory region sequence-specific DNA binding; DNA-binding transcription factor activity, RNA polymerase II-specific. Gene Ontology annotation, biological process: regulation of transcription by RNA polymerase II; chromatin remodeling. The transcript is spliced from 7 exons. Lineage: Eukaryota; Metazoa; Arthropoda; Insecta; Hymenoptera; Apidae. The record is from RefSeq and is a predicted model, not a curated record. Bases 1413 to 3305 code for a protein of 630 amino acids.
UUCGCGUGUCGUUGAUACAUACGUCCGUACACAUACACACGUAUACGUACAUAGGCACACACACACACACACACAUAUAUAUAUACACUUUUUUUCUGCUCCUGCUCCUGCUCCUGCUCCUCCUCCUCCUUCCCCCUCCCCAUCGUGCGCCCGUCGAAAUGUCCACGAUCCGUCUCGUUCUCGACGGAACGGUAAGAACGAUCGAGAUAACGCGAGAAAUAGUUGGAGGCGAUACGUUUUUGUUUUGUUUCUGAAUCAAGGGGGAGGGGAAAAGGGAAAAAGAAGAAAGGAAAAAGAAACGCACAUAUAUGAUCGAACGUACGAACGAACGGUUAAGAUCGGUUCUUUUCGAAACUGAAGUGAACUUUCGUUUCUUUCCACGAUGAAACUUUUCUUUUUAUUUCUCCUUCCUCCUCCUCCUCCUCCUCCUUCUCCUUUUCUUCCCUUUAUUUAGUACAUACACGAUCACUUCGAUUACUCGCUCGAGUGGGAUUGUUAUAUCGAAAUAUACAAAUUUCGAAAGAAAACUUUUCUUUCGGACGAGUGGUUAACGAUUAAUUUUUACGAGUGGUAAUUUAUAUAUAUACACGUCGUACGCGAAGUGUCGAUUGGUUUUUGUUCAAAAGUGAAUUCUCGAAAGAAAGAGAUAUAUACAUACAUAUAUACAUAUAUAUAUACAUAUAUAUAUAUACACACGAGAUUGGUGGCGAGGACAAACAUUGGGACGAGGAGAGUUUCCUAGAUCGCACACGACAGCACGAGGAACGAAAAACGAGGAACACGUGUGUGCGUAACGAUCUCUUCUCUCGAUCUCUAGUCAACUACAACAAUAAGUGCGCGAAUUGUGCGGGACUCUGUUGUUCAUUCCUUCGCUUCGCGAUAAUAAUAAUAAUAAUAAGAAUAAUUAUAAUAAUAAUAAUAAUAACAACAACAAUAAUAAUAAUAAUAAUAAUAAAAGCGUUAUUAACCAACGGGCUCGAUAUAUAUAUAACCGCGAAUCGAAUAGAAUAAAAACCACGACUAAACGCCACGGGAUAAAAUAAUAACGUAACGAAAAAUAAAUAAGCAAGCGCGAAGAGAAAAGUGUGUACAUACAAGAUCGACGUUCGAGACCACGUUAUUUACUAUUACUUUACUGGAUAUAAUAUAAACGAUAUGCGAUUGUGCGAAUUCGAGAACUUUUUGUGUCGAGGUGAAAGGGGAAGGAAAAGAAUUUCGUUCGGAUCCUCGCCACUUGGAGUUCGUAAUCAAUCAAUUUCGAAUGAUGAUAAAUCAAAGUGACGAUCAAUAAUAAUAAUAAUAAUAAUAAUAAUAAUAAUAAUAAUAAUAAUAAUAAUCAUCGAGAUCGAGGAAAAGAAAUGGCGGCGACUUCCCAACUCAGGGAUAAUUAUUGAGGGACUCUCCGCGAGGGAAUGGAUUUUCAGAGCGCUAUGGACACGUUCGUAGAGGCAUGGAUGGCUGCAAACACGAAAACGGAUCAAGUACAGAGCCAAGCUUUGGCAUUGACACACAAGGCCUCGCCACCUUCGAGGCCGAGCAGUGUGUCCUCGUUACCGAGGAGCCCUCAGUCUCACCAGUCCCAACAGUCUCAGCCGCAGAAUGCUACGCAACUUCCGCCUGUGCAUCCUCAUCAAUCGCAGACACCCCUGAGCACACCCCAGACACCGUUUUCCGCGCACAAUCAACACCCCAAGCAAGAGGCGAACACGAGCCCCAAACAGGAGGGGUUCGAUCUCAGCAAAUCUACCUCGAGCACGGGGAAAAAUCUUCCGGUCCACUGCGUGGUCGAGACCAUACACAAUAUCGUCGAGACGCACGUGAGCAACUCUCGUGAGAAUUGGCGUAGGCCUCAGGUGGAGACCGACUCGUACGUCAUCAUUCCAGUGGCUAUGCCUUUCCAGGAUCUGGUGGGGGAGGCUCUGGUGCGGCUUGGAUACUCGAGCGACUUGAUACCAAGCGCGAGGGGCAGUAUCGUGAUAAGGAACUGGAAACCUCUGCCGAUGGAGAAAGUCGCGGACGGCCCGCUGUUGACGGUGGGCGACAUAUUGGCCGAGUUGACGUCGGUCGCAACGCUCAAGAUCCAAGUGUACAGGUCGAGGCCACCGCCCCCGAGUCCCGCCGCCGAGGUCAGGAACAAAUUGUUGAGACUCUUGUUGCUACACAGCCACGCGCUUCUCGUCUCGGCCGGUUGUCCCCUCGACGAGAUGACACUAUUAUCUCUAUGUAGAGGCGGGAACGAUUUAUCGGAAGAAACUAAACGAAACUUCGAGUCAUGGUUGCAACAGCAACAAUUGGGUCUAGGUUUGAGCCCAAUGGUGCCAACCUCGAAUCAUCACCACACGCAGAGCCCUCAGCCGGAUGGUGGCGGUACCAUAGGAUCUGCAGGUGGCACGAUUGGCCCUCCUCAUCCUGCUCUUCUUCAGUACUCGCAUAAAACAAGGAUGAGAACGAGUUUCGAUCCUGAACUGGAGCUACCGCGUCUUCAGCGAUGGUUCGGUGAGAAUCAACACCCGUCGCGUCAACAGAUUCAACACUACGUCUCGGAAUUGAAUGCCUUAGAAUCUCGGCGAGGCAGGAAGCCGUUGGACGUAAAUAACGUAGUCUACUGGUUCAAGAAUGCAAGAGCCGCCCAGAAAAGGGCUGAGAACAGAGGUGUUAAUGGUUACAGUCCUCCUGGGCUCAGCCCGAGAGGCGCCAGUAUUGUCAGCGAAGAUUGCACCGACGAGGAAGAGGAUUCGAGGAAUCAGUCGACGUCACCAUCUCCCUGUCCACCUGGAAGCCCACCGGUCGGUCCAUUGUCGCUCACGACCAGACCAGAGGAUCAACAACCUCCACCUACGACACCAUCCUCGGUAAAACAAGAGGAUGCAAGGGUAUCUUCUGGUUCUGAGGACGACGAGACGAGGCCGACCGGUCCUCUGCCGCCUGGAUUUUCUCUGGUGCCCAGUUCUAUGUUCGGCCAUGGGAUAAUGUACAUGUCACCUUAUCUACCGCCUCGUGGACCAGCUGGUUGUUCGACCAGCAUGUUGGACGAAAGGAGGAAAAGGAACCGGACGUUCAUCGAUCCCGUGACGGAAGUGCCCAGACUCGAAGCUUGGUUCACUCACAAUACUCAUCCCAGUCACGCGUUGAUUCUGAAAUACACGGAGGAGUUGAACAGGAUGCCGUAUCGGCAGAAGUUUCCUCGACUGGAGCCGAAGAACGUGCAAUUUUGGUUCAAGAAUCGGCGGGCCAAGUGCAAACGUUUGAAAAUGGCGUUGUUCGAGGGUGAAUCGCCCCAACCGCAUCCGUAUCACGCGGACUAGCUCUCGUCUCUUCGUAUAACGUAAAAAGUAGGAGCAACCGAGAUGUCGCGAGAUGGAAUGGUCAUUUAUAAUGCCAGGGGGAUAAGGAGGGAGGAAUAAGAAGAAAAAAUAAAUAAAUAAAUAAAUAAAUAAAUAAACAAAAACCAUCGUUAAUCAAAACCUGUUAUUUCUUUAAUAUCGUUGACUCGCGACCAUAUUCGCCACGGUCGCACUUUUGUUGUAAUUAAUUCGCGUAAUAAUUAAUAUAAUAUGGACCUUAAUAAGUGUACAUAUGAGAAUAUUGUCGAAUAAAAAGUAUACGUCACGA